Uranotaenia lowii is the source of this 3507-nucleotide messenger RNA. RefSeq names its product dual specificity protein phosphatase 14-like. Gene Ontology annotation, molecular function: protein tyrosine/serine/threonine phosphatase activity. The record is from RefSeq and is a predicted model, not a curated record. Lineage: Eukaryota; Metazoa; Arthropoda; Insecta; Diptera; Culicidae. Gene Ontology annotation, cellular component: cytoplasm. Bases 427 to 1428 code for a protein of 333 amino acids. The transcript is spliced from 3 exons. Gene Ontology annotation, biological process: protein dephosphorylation.
CCAUUCUUACGUGAGCGCUUCGAAAGGUGCUGCUGCUGGCUGCUACUACGCUACUUAUUUAGUCUGCCAGUCAGUCGUUAGUCGAAUUUCAUAGCAAUCAGAAGCAAAAUUUUCGCCGAUCCGCCGAUUUUGUUUGGUGCGAACAGUUGCUUUCCCGUAGUGUGGGAAAAUUGGGGAAAAUAGAACUAUUAAAUACGGUUGAAAGUGUACAGUUCGAGUGCAUCGAGAAGCGUUUUGGUGCAUUGUGCAGUUUUCAGUGCGGGGGAACUGAUUUAAAGACUUUGAAAGCAGAAGGUGAAUCAGUAUUGAUUGCGGCCUGCAUUUUUUGGGGCUUUGUGAGACUUUCGAGUACAGAGAAAACCUGUUACGAUUUAAACAAAGAAAAGUGAUUUUGACAUAGGAGCGGAAAAAUAUACAAAGAAAAAAAUGAAAGUAGUAAACAUAAACAGAGUGAAUCACCAGCAGAUGGAUGGACUGCAAAUGGCGCUUGCGGAGGAUCCAUUGACACCGAAGGCGUCGACAGAUGUGAUGGAAGGAGGGGCCAGUGGGGAGGUCACUGCAUGCCGUGAUACUGGAGGUGGUGGAGGCGGAUACUGUUCGGGCAUUGUACUUCCUUCCAGUUCGUUCGCUUCCGUUUCACUUCCGCUUCACUCCCAGACGACGAACGCCUCUCCUUUGCCAGCGACGUCCAGCGCUUGUUCAGUGCCGUCAUCAUCGUCAUCAUUGCCAUCAGUUUCAUCAAUGCCGUCGUCAUCGUUGGAGGAAAAAUCCAAUCAAAUCCAGACUUUAUUGGAGCGUCAUGAAAAUCCACGAACGGCCAUUGCACAAGUCACAAGCAGCACCAGUAUUUCCACAUCGUUCAUCACAAGUGUUUCGAAACUGCUGAAGAAUCUUCAUCUGUGCGGCGGAAGUGCUGCUACAGUGCCGAUGAUGCAGCAGCUCGGAGUAACCCUAGUGAUUAACGCCACGACUGAAACGGAACUUCCCAACACUCCAUUGCCCUGUGAUGAUACCAGCUACCUUAGGAUACCGGUCAAAGACAAUCGGGAAGCCGAUCUGAACCAAUACUUCCACCAGGUUGCUGAUCGGAUUGAACAGGAAUCCCAAAACAACGGAAUCAUAUUGGUUCAUUGCGUUGCUGGCGUAAGUCGAUCGGCUUCCCUCUGCUUGGCUUACUUAAUGAAGUACCACCGGAUGAGUCUGAAAGAUGCCUACAACCAUGUCAAAGCACGGAGACCUCAGAUCAGGCCCAACGUUGGUUUCGUCAAACAGUUGAUGGAGUUUGAACAUGAACUGACUGGAUCGCGAUCGGUAUCGAUGGUCUACUGCCAUGCCCUGGAUCAAGAGCUCCCAGACAUUUACGAACCGGAGUAUCGUUCAAUGGAGCUGCUCUAUCAGAAGUUUCGAAGAAAUAUUGCUAAACGUUAAGCUAUUUCUAUGUCCUGUCUCCAAAGAGUACUGUCGACUGUAGAUGUUUAAGGCAUAUGAUAUCUGUAACGUUCAAAUACUUUAAUUUUAAAACACAACCAUAUUGAACUUCAAUGACAAGAUGCGCAUGUUCAGAAACAAACAUAAGUAUUGAUUUCAUGUAUACUGAGUCCGAUAGCGAAGUAUCGGACUAGCUCGUAGAAGACAAGCGUAGUUCUAAGUUAUCCACCGUUCCUAUCCUUAUCUUUAACGUUUCGAUUAACUGAUUUUUUCGAAGUAUUGACAAAGUGGUUAAAUAAACUUAAAGCUUAGUUCUUUUAGAAAUGGGACACUUUCUUUUGCUAAUAGCUCGUUUACUAGUAAUCGGACAUUCAAAAUUUUGACAGCAUUUUGUUGCCUGUAAAAAGUCCUAUCCGACCUAUUUUUUUCAAAAUUUAAAAUUCACGCGUUUUUGAGAUAUUUACGAUGCAAGAGAAAAAGGAAAAAAUAAUUUUGCACACUUUCAUUCAAAAUCCAUCAUUAUCAAAUUGAUAGCCGACAAAACCGUUGAUUAUUCAAAGAACUACUGUGUGUGAGUAGUGGAAAAGUAUGGAAACACUGUCAAAAAUGUCCACAAAGUUCAAAUCAACCAUUAGAAAGAAGCAUAUGAUCGGCAACUUCGGCUAAGGGUCAUCAGGGAAGUCAAGUCUCAUACCAGCAUUUUUAAUUUUCAAUAAGCGAAAAACUAAGGGUAGAUCGAUGAAAUUUCCAAAAAAAAAAUUUCUCCGAUAAGCUGAAAGUGUUGCCUCUUAAUGAGUUAUUCAAACCUAACCUCAAUCAAAAAAAAUUAGCUAGAUCCACAGCUCGUAAGCUAUAUAUCUGGUUCCGAGGCUAUGGGACAGAUGAUUUCUGAUGAACGACAAAACUUAUGAAAUACCCUAUUUUAAACAAACUCCAGCGUUUGAAUCCUUUACCACGUCUGCUCGUGGCAAGGUCCCAAUUAUAUUAAAGUAUGUAUUUUCUGGAUAUUUUGUAUAAAAUAUAACGAUUUGCCAAAAUUCUGCUUCUGUGGAAAAAAACAGCAAUUUUCAAAACGAAAACUAUGAUUUUCACUCUUUUCAAAGGCCUAAAAAGAGUAAUCUUUUAUGUACCCUUCGCAACCUACGAUCUAUUCUAACCGAUUAUACUUUAAGUUCAAUCUCCUCAUGGUUUUACUUCGUUAUUGCCAGAUUUUGCCAGCAGAAAUUCCAUUAAAAUCGCUCAAAAAGUGGCUCAAAAAUAAUCAAAUUUGUUAAUUUCGAAACAGCUGUAUCCACUUAAAUGGCCUCAGUUUCUUUUAAAAGAGAAGUAUUGGUCCGAAAAGUAUCAGAAAUUGAAGGAGGGGGAUGUAGUCACCUAAAAUACAGAUUAAACGAAGUAUUAGUUUGAAAAAAAUGAUCAUUAUCGUGACUGAAAAAUGUGUGCGCUGGCCGAAGGGAGGUUCCAAGAAUAAUGUAGAAUUUAUUCUUACAAAAAAACGAUAAAUAAUUUUUUUCAAAUUUUUUCAUGAAUUAUCAUAAGAUUACCUUCAUUUCCUUCAUAGAAAGUAUUUAGAUCAAACGAAAGGUUUUUGAGAUACACGCAUUCGUAACUGUCCCAUUUCUAAAAGAACUAAGCUUUAAACUACGGAUAAUACACCCAAUGUUAGUGUCUUAGAACUUCACUGUUUAGAAUCCAUCUUAUUUUUUUCAGUUCGACAAAUUCAUUUAUUUUAAUUUAUUAAUUUUCAUUCGACAAUAUAAAUGUUUCAGUUUAUUAUUAAUUCAUGAUCUUGUACGUGGACAGUUCACUCAAGAAGCCAGCACCUCUUUACAUUAUGUGUCCAGGAAAACCCCUCUCUAUUUAUAAAUUGAAAGUGAUCAAAUAAAUAACUUAAAUUCAUCAAAUGGAGUGUGGAAAAAAAUCUCUAGGUUAACUUCUAAAAAGUCAUACUCUUAUAAAAACCCAACUUAUCAUAUGAGAAAGGAAAGAAAUAUGAGUGUAUUAUUAUGGAUAAUAAACUUUCGUACGCUGGUUGAUGAAAAAUAAACAUAAAAGUAUAAUAAAUUCAUGUAUCAAAAA